AUGAUCCCGGCCAACGCCUCCGCCAGGAAGGGGCCCGAGGGCAAGUACCCGCUGCACUACCUCGUGUGGCACAACCGCCACCGCGAGCUGGAGAAAGAGGUCCGCGCCGGCCAGGUGGACAUCGAGCAGCUGGAUCCCCGCGGGCGGACUCCCCUGCACCUGGCCACCACACUGGGACACCUUGAGUGUGCCCGUGUGCUCCUAGCACACGGGGCAGAUGUGGGCAGGGAGAACCGCAGCGGCUGGACAGUGCUUCAGGAGGCUGUGAGUACCCGGGACCUGGAGCUGGUGCAGCUGGUGCUACGGUACCGGGACUACCAGCGGGUGGUGAAGCGGUUGGCGGGCAUCCCCGUGCUCCUGGAGAAGCUUCGCAAGGCCCAGGACUUCUACGUGGAGAUGAAAUGGGAGUUCACUAGCUGGGUGCCCUUGGUGUCCAAGAUCUGUCCCAGCGACACCUACAAAGUGUGGAAGAGUGGGCAAAACCUUCGGGUCGAUACCACGCUCUUGGGCUUUGACCACAUGACGUGGCAGCGAGGGAACCGCAGCUUCGUCUUCAGGGGCCAAGAUACGAGCGCCGUGGUCAUGGAGAUUGACCAUGACCGCCGCGUGGUGUACACGGAGACGCUGGCCCUGGCCGGGCAGGACCGGGACCUGCUGCUGGCGGCCGCCCAGCCCACGGAGGAGCAGGUGCUAAGCCGGCUCACUGCGCCCGUCGUCACCACACAGCUCGACACCAAGAACAUCUCCUUUGAGAGGAACAAGACUGGCAUCCUGGGCUGGCGCAGCGAGAAGACCGAGAUGGUGAACGGGUACGAAGCCAAGGUAUAUGGGGCAUCCAAUGUGGAGCUCAUCACCCGGACACGGACAGAGCAUCUUUCAGAACAGCACAAGGGCAAGGUCAAAGGCUGUAAGACACCUCUGCAGUCCUUCCUGGGAAUUGCUGAGCAGCAUGGGGGCCCCCAGAAUGGGACCCUGAUCACUCAGACUCUGAGCCAAGCCAACCCCACUGCCAUCACUGCAGAAGAGUACUUCAACCCCAACUUUGAGCUUGGCAACCGGGACAUGGGCCGCCCCAUGGAACUCACCACCAAGACACAGAAGUUCAAGGCCAAGCUGUGGCUGUGUGAGGAGCAUCCCCUGUCCCUGUGUGAGCAGGUGGCCCCCAUCAUUGACCUCAUGGCUGUCAGCAAUGCGCUUUUCGCCAAGCUCCGGGAUUUCAUUACCCUACGCCUGCCGCCUGGUUUCCCGGUCAAGAUUGAAAUCCCAAUCUUCCACAUCCUCAACGCUCGCAUCACCUUCGGGAACCUCAAUGGCUGCGACGAGCCGGUGCCGUCGGUGCGAGGCAGCCCCAGCAGUGAGACGCCGUCCCCAGGCAGCGACUCCUCCAGCGUCAGCAGCUCCAGUUCCACCACCUCGUGCCGCGGCUGCGAGAUCUCCCCCGCGUUGUUCGAGGCCCCGCGCGGCUACAGUGUGCUGGGCGGCCAGCGGGAGGCGGCGGCCCGCGACGACGACGACGACCUGCUGCAGUUCGCCAUCCAGCAGAGCCUGCUUGAGGCGGGCAGCGAGUAUGACCAGGUCACUAUCUGGGAGGCGCUGACCAACAGCAAGCCGGGCACUCACCCCAUGUCCUACGAGGCUCGUCGACAGGACAGGAGCGCCCCGCCCACGCCGCAGCGCCAGCCCGCCCCCCCCGCGGCCCUGGCGUCGGUGCCCAGCCCUCGGCCCAGCCCGCGCCCGGGCGGCCACGUGUUCCGGAGCUACGACGAGCAGCUGCGGCUGGCCAUGGAGCUGUCGGCGCAGGAGCAGGAGGAGCGGCGGCGGCGCGCGCGCCAGGAAGAGGAGGAGCUGGAGCGCAUCCUGCGGCUCUCGCUGACCGAGCAGUAGCGCCCGCGGCAGGACCCCUGGGCCCCGCCUCGCCCGCCCCGCCCCGGAGCCAGACUCGCUCGGGCCCGCGUGCCCGCCGGGCGCGGCCGGGAGACUGGAGCCGCAGCCUCGGGGCCGGCGAGGCGCCCCUGGCACCAGCCGGGCAGGGGUUCGGCGAGGUCGCGGGGUACCUGUCCCGGCCAGGGCCCCGGAGGCAGCUCUCACGGCCCGGUCCCCCCCUGCUUUGCUGUAUCCUGACGCCCACCACUCUAUCCUGGGCGCAGACUUGUCCGAGGGGGCCAGGCCGUCCUGAGGGGGAGGCGGGUCCUUAGAGGAGCAGUGUCCCCCCUCCCUCGCUCCUUCUGGCCGGUCCUCCUUUUCUGCUCACAGAACCCAGUGUAGGACACUGUCCGUGAAGCCUUUGCAUCUCCGCUCUUCACCCCAGGGGGGGCAGCUGAGCUCCCCACGUGCUGUGUUGCUGCUUUGUCCCAGACACAAACCAGCGCGUCGAGGGCCCAGCUCCUCCUUCACCCCGGCAUUUCAGCGUCAAGUGCACUUAGCGGGGUGCCCGGCUUCCCCAGCCCCCCCCACGCCCCUCCCGGGUCUCAGGGUGGUCCCAGUUUCUCCUUGGGCGGCCAGAGGUUGGAGUCCCCAUGCCCACGGCACGCUUUUGCGAU
Messenger RNA from Callorhinus ursinus (northern fur seal), 2540 nucleotides. It is a transcript of the gene ANKRD13B, whose product is annotated as ankyrin repeat domain 13B. Lineage: Eukaryota; Metazoa; Chordata; Mammalia; Carnivora; Otariidae. The record is from RefSeq and is a predicted model, not a curated record. Gene Ontology annotation, cellular component: cytoplasm. Gene Ontology annotation, molecular function: protein binding.